UUCACCGGAAGCUGCAGGGUCGGUUUCUCGGUGAACUUUGCGCGUGAGAAGCGAGUUGUAAUUGAUUUGGUUUGUGUGGGUGUUCUGCCCCAAGAUGUCAUUCCCUCCUCAUCUGCCCCGGCCACAGAUAGGCAUCCCAACGAUGCCUCCAGGAAUCCCUCCUCCACAGUUUGCUGGAUUUCCACCAUCAAUGCCUCCAGGGACUCCAAUGAUUCCAGUCCACAUGGGGAUCAUGACAUCAGCCCCUACGGUUCUUGUGCCCACCUCAAUGCCUUUGGUCAGUAAAGUUGCUGGUCCCAGGAAGGACACCGCAGCCACUCGGGCAAAAGAGAAUGAUGAUGGCAACAUCCCCACGACCACAGUGUUUGUGGGGAACAUCUCUGAGAAAGCCUCUGACAUGCUCAUCAGACAGCUGCUGGCUAAAUGUGGCUUAGUCUUAAGCUGGAAGCGGGUUCAGGGCGCCUCAGGAAAACUCCAAGCAUUUGGUUUCUGUGAGUAUAAAGAGCCUGAAUCUACUCUCCGAGCUCUACGGCUGCUACAUGAGCUGCAGGUUGGAGAAAAGAAACUGUUGGUCAAAGUCGAUGCCAAAACAAAAGCACAGCUGGACGAGUGGAAAGCAAAGAAAAAGAGUGCCAGUGAAAAUGGAAACGGCAAGGCAGUGGAAGUUGGUGAAGACGAAGAGGAGGUUCUGGAUGACGAAACUAAGAAACGGGACCAAAUCGUGAAAGGCGCCAUCGACGGCCUGAUCCGAGAAUAUUCAAGCGAACUCAGCGCAUCGUCACAGGACGAUGAGGCGAGCCGUCGCAAAAAAAGGAGAGACCGGAAGGACGAGAAUGACAUCAAUGACAUUGACAUGGAAGAUGACAAAAGAGAUUUGAUUUCCCGGGAGAUCAACAAAUUCCGAGAUACACAUAAGAAACUGGAAGAGGAAAAGGGGAAGAGGGAGAAAGAGAGGCAAGACCUUGAGCGAGAUCGUAAGGAGAGAGACAAGGAACGUGAGAGAGAGCGCGAAAGACGAGACCGCGAACGCGAGAAGGACAGAGAGAGGGAGCGGGAGAGAGAGAGAGAACGUGAGGAGAGGGAAAGAGACCGCGAGCGCACAAAAGAGCGCGAGAGAGAGAGGGAGUGGGAAAAAGACAGAAGCCGCGACCGCAGUGGAGACCGCAGCCGAUCCAGAGAACAGAGUCGUGAUCGAGAGCGAGAUAAGGAGAAGAAGCGAGAUCGUGAGGAGGAUGAGGAGGAGGCGUAUGAGCGGCGCAAGCUGGAACGCAAACUGCGAGAGAAAGAAGCGGCAUAUCAGGAGCGUCUGAAGAACUGGGAGCUCAGAGAGAGGAAGAAGGCCAGAGAUUACGCCAAAGAGAUGGAGAGAGAGGAGGAACGCCGCCGUGAAAUGGCUAAAGAAGGAAAGCGACUGAAGGAAUUUCUGGAAGAUUAUGAUGACGAAAGGGAUGACCCAAAAUACUACAGGGGCAGCGCUCUUCAGAAGCGACUGCGGGACAGAGAGAAAGAGAUGGAACUGGAUGAGCGUGACAGAAAACGAGAGAAGGAAGAGCUGGAGGAGAUCAGACAGAGACUGCUGGCAGAGGGACACCCGGACCCAGAUGCGGAGUUACGCAGGAUGGAGGAAGAGGAAGAGCGUUUGCGGCAGCCGCCAGUGAAACCCGAGCCGGAGGAGGAGAGAGAACACAAACCCUCACGAGAUGAGCGAGAAAGAGGGAGGGACCGAGAGAGAGACCGGCGUAAGGAAAGCAGAGACCACGUUCAUGUCCACACCCCAUCUGAUGAUGAUGAUGAUGUAGAGGAAGGGGAGGAGCUAGAGGAUGAGGAGGAAACCAAACCCUGCCUCAAACCCACCAUGAGGCCCAUCAUGGCUGCCCCCUCUGUGUCAUCAGCUAGCGGUAAUACCACGCCCAACACACCCCGAGAGGAUUCACCCUGCGGCAUCAUCAUCCCUCAUGAGAACUCCCCGCCGGAGGUCCAGCCUCAGGAGGAGAACCGCCCCAAGAUCGGCCUGAGCCUCAAACUAGUUGCCACUGAUAGCCCGAGUCAGCCAAGCGUAGCAAAGCGGAAGAAGCUGGCGGUGGAAAGCGUCUUCAACCGUUUUGAUGAUGAUGAGGUGGAUGAGGUGCCACGCAAGAGGAAGCUGGUGCCUUUAGACUAUGAGGACGAGGAGAAGGGAGGGGACGGGGAUGCAGCUGGUGGUAAAGGCGCGAACACGGAGGAGAAACGCGAACACAUCAAGAGUCUGAUCGAGAAAAUUCCUACUGCCAAACCAGAGCUCUUCAACUACCCUCUGGACUGGUCUGUCGUUGAUACGACUCUCAUGGAGAAGCGCAUUCGACCGUGGAUCAAUAAGAAGAUUGUUGAGUACAUUGGUGAAGAAGAAGCUACAUUAGUCGAUUUUGUUUGCACGAAGGUGAUGGCUCACAGUACACCGCAAGGCAUUUUAGAUGAUGUUGCAAUGGUGCUGGAUGAAGAAGCCGAAGUCUUCAUAGUUAAAAUGUGGAGGUUAUUGAUUUAUGAAACCGAAGCCAAGAAGAUUGGACUUGGGAAAUGAGCGAUGAGCAUCAAUGAACUUUUGCUUUUUACUUCCUGUUUGGGCUCCACAGCUCAUCUAGGCUCAAAAACAACAGGAAACUCAUCCAUUUCCAAACUUUGGAGUUAAAAUUCAACAGUUUAAUCUCUCAAGCACCACCGUCUGUUUCAGCUGCUCUCGUUUCACCACUGAGAGGAACAGGUUUGACUUCUCAGGGCCUUCCUGUUGAAUCCAUCUGUGCUGAUUAGAGUAGGAGCUCUUUCUGUGAGUACAGUUGCCCAUGUACAUUUAUCAAUUGCCAAUCAAUCUGGGUUGUGAUUUUUACCAUUUUAGGUUGUUUUGGUAGCCCUCCAACUGUACCAAAGAGUUUCCCUAAAAAGAUAAUGGAAGUUGAUUGGACCCCAACACUGUUUAGAAGGUUCUGGAUAAACUGAUUGUCUUUGUUUUUGUACUUAUCAGUGGAUGUGUUUUGAAUAAAAGUGAUUCAUUUUUGUAGUAAAA
Molecule: messenger RNA, 3037 nt
Organism: Xyrauchen texanus (razorback sucker)
Lineage: Eukaryota; Metazoa; Chordata; Actinopteri; Cypriniformes; Catostomidae
Product: RNA-binding protein 25-like
Exons: 18
Coding region: 95-2557 (820 amino acids)
Biological process (GO): mRNA processing; regulation of alternative mRNA splicing, via spliceosome
Cellular component (GO): spliceosomal complex
Molecular function (GO): mRNA binding
Source: RefSeq, a predicted model, not a curated record